GCGUUAGUCCGUCGUUGGUAUUGAUCCGCUGGACAAAGGAAAACUGACCACCGGUUUAGACUCGCACAAGAAACUAUUCCUCACUAACAGUUCGGUGUCUGUACGGUGUGUGCGGUUCGGUAUUUCUUAAUUAUUAUAUUAGCGCGAAAAAAUUCGUAAUUUAUAUCCGUUGCAGCGCCUGCGUUCGAAAGUUUCGGUCGCUGUACGUGUCUGUGUGCAUUCGUCAAAACUUUACCGCAACUUUAUAUAUUUGUUUCGGAAAACUUUUCACUUUAUGACUUUUUCGAACUGCGCACUCAUUCGGGCAGUUUUCAUUGGCGUGAAACCACGUGUUGAAAGUUGUUGUGAUAUAGAAAUUGGAACGUGAUCAUGUCGGGAAAAUCUAGUAGCAAACGACCGCUGAGAGCUUUAACUGCACACGAAAAAUUGGACGCUAUCCGAAGAGUUCACGACGGGGAAAGUAAAGCAUCGGUGGCUAGAGAUAUCGGUGUACCGGAAUCGACUUUGAGGGGUUGGUGUAAAAACGAAGAUAAAAUAUCUUAUUUAUCUCGACAAUCUAGUCCUGAAACUGAUGAAUCUUUAGAUCGUUCGACGUUAAAUAAAAAACCGAAAUUGGACGAAUCGUUUAAUCAACCUUUCAAUUUAAGUUUGAGAACGAAUAAUUCUUAUACAAUACCUACGGAUACGAAACCAUUAAACUUGCAUAAUAAUACGAAAUCUAAUGUUGCUGAAUCAACUUUAAAAUCGACCAAUCACGUAUCGGAACGCGAAAGAAACAGAGCCGAACUCGCCAGAUUAAGCGUAGAAUUAGGUUUGAAUAGACCUGAAAUGUUUAUGCCGAAUAAUACGAAUAAUUUAUCGUUAUUAUCGGAUUUAAGUACGAAUAUUUCGUUGAUUACUCAAUGGAAUUCGAUAUUAACACAACAACAGAUGAAAGCACAACAACAACAACCGCCGAAUAAAAUCGAUACGACGAAUGCAGUAAGUUCUUCGAAUAAUUUAUUAACUACUGUAGAUCAAAAUAAUUGUCAGUUACCUAAAGAUGUGCAGUCAGUACAAGAUUCGGUUUGGUAUUGGUUAUCGUCUCAACAAAUGUUGAAUAAUAUGAAUAAUUCAGUUCCUACAUCGUCUGUUAAUAAUCAAACGGAAUUAACAGACGAAAGUUCGGUUAAUAAUUUUUGGGAGGAUUUUGGUAAUUAUCCGAAAAAAGGACCGUCGUUGUGGAAAUGGCUCAAUCAAUUAGCUUAUAGAGGUUUAGGAGUUAACGAUCCGAUAUUAUAUCAACAAUUAACUAAAAAUAUAUCGCCUAAAAGCGCCGUUUCAAUACCUGAUCAACAAAACGCCGAAAAUUUAUCAUUGAAAGACGAAAAACAAAAAUUGCUCGAGAAGGCUUCCAAUAAUAAAGUAAGAGCCGUUUUGGAUAAUAUUUUGUUGAAUAAUAACAUCACCGUUACCGAAAAUAAGCGUAGUAAAGACGAGGAUUUGGAUAAGCAAAGAGAAGCGCUUCUGCACGGCGAGAAAUUUUUGAAAUGGUUGGAAUCUUGUAGCGAUCCCACGGUAACUGCUGUCCAAAUAAUGCAGUUCCGAUUGCUUUUGAACAACGUCAAAAACGGAGUCGAUAGAAAAAACAGCGAUACGCAAAAUAAGACCAAAGUCAAAAGAAAGUGAGAUAUUUUUUUUUAAUUUUGUAAAUUAAAGGCUGUUUGUAAACCAAAUAUGUUAAAAAUCAUAUUUAUGUAGUUUAUGUACAGUUGUCACGGGCGAAUUUCAUAGUUGAUUAUUUAGUACAAUCAAAAAGAAAUAUUAAAAUGAAAAGAAAGCCUGUAGUUCCUUUUUAAAUGUUACCUUUAAUUUAUAAGUGUAAAUAUUAUUGUUAGAUUUAAUUAUAUACAUUUUUGAGCCUCGAAAUUUUGACAUUUUUUGCAUUAUUUACAAAAAUUUUAUGUAAUUAAUUUCGACUAACACUAUAUAAUAUCCAACAGACUUUCUUCGACGGCUACUUUAUCAGGAGACUCGAUAAAAAGAUGAUUAAACGUCUUUGUUUAUUUUUUAUUACAAUUUGAAAGGUUUCAUUGAAAUUAAUAAUAAUUUUUCGUAUUUUACGUAAUUAAUUUCGACUCGCACUAUAUAAUAUACAACAAAUUUUUUCGAUAUUUUGCUAGAAUAAAUCGCGUAUUAAAUACGAAAAAAAUUUAAUUAAUUUCGUUUUAAUGUUUCACUAAAAUCGCACGGUUUGUGUUGGUUAAAAGAGGGCCAACGAAAUGUCAUUAAAUUACUGCAUGUAGACGGGGUUGAAAUAAAUUGGGGUGCGUUUUUCAAUACAGACAAAGGGAAGUUAUAUAGGCUAAGAGGAUUUUCUGGGAAUAACUUUUCUAAUAUGUUCCCAUAUUUUUUUUUAUAAUUUUCUAACCAAGUUUAAAGUCUGUUAAUAAAAAAAUUUUCAUUUUGAUUUUUGUAUUUUUUUAAGCUCUAAUAAAAUAGAAAAAUUAUCCGAUUUCAAUGAUUUUUUUUUAUAAAAACUUCGUUUUUAUGACGGAUUUAUCUCAUUUGAAGAUUUCAUAUAGAUUUUUGACGUAAAUGUUAUCAUAAACCCACUUCUUCGUAAAUGUAAAUUUUAACACAUUGACGAGUGUGGUUCGAAAAUUAACACUUUCUGCUUAAAAAUAUUUAAUUUAAAUACAAAUUAAUAAAUAAAAACCCACGUUUUAGUCAAGAUUUUCCACCAGAUCGUUCUCGAAUUGCUUGCUAUUUGACAAUUGAAGUAUUUAACAGUAUAAUUUUAUAUGAAUAAAUUUUGGUAAAACAUUGAGUCAGUUCGGUCCUGUAUAGUUUCGUCAGAUAUCUUCGUUUUCUGGGUAUAGUUCCAAAAUAAUAUUCAAAAUGAUGUUGUCUACUUUUUUGUAGAUAAAAAGGCAAUAGAAUUCUGGUUUGUUUUAUGUCGCGAUAGUCGUUUAUGGUUUUUAUAAUAAGAAACUGUGUAAAUUACACCAUAAAAAAAAACGCUAGAUAUGAAGAGAAUUAAUAUAUACGAAAAGAUCGAAAACUAAAAACAAAAUAAUUAAUUAAUUAACGGAGUACUUUAUGAGAAAAAGCAUCAAUAAAUUCGCUAUAUACUUAUAAUAUUAAUACAGGGCGUAUUAAAUAAUUGGGUCCAUAUAUAAUUAUGCCGAUCAAUAAUUGAGGAUGUAUGUACAAUUAACAUAUUUGGACAGUUGGAACUGGAGAUAAUUUUCUUUUAUUAUUAUUAAACAAUUAAAGUCAUGAUUCAUUACAAGGUAUCUCAAAAUUAUAAUUAUAUUAAUCACGUAUUGAACUAAAAUAUAGUGUGAGUCAUAUGUCUCAUAGAUUGAGACUAAAAUGUAGAAAAUAGUGCCGAAAAUGCUUAAAAUUUUGAGGUUAUGUAUUAUAAAUUAUAAUUAGAUAAUGUAGGAAUUUGCAUUUGUGGUAAAAUUCCUCGAAUUGUGCCAAUGUUUUCAAAUUUUGCUCAAGGAUAAAUGUACCUAUGACAUCCGAUCAGCAACUAAAAAGAAUCCCUAUUUAAAAUAAUUUUAAUAUAAUUGACGUAAUCGUUGACGUUUCGAUCAAUAAUUAUUUUGUCUAAUACAAAAUAAUUCUUCAUGUAUUUUUUUUUUAUGUUUUAUCCACUAAUUCAUUGGAUUAUUUCUUUACGCAAACAACCAAAAGUCGUUGGAAUGCAAAUCAGGGAAAUGUAGUGGGUGAUGAUGCAAUUCAAAGUUUAUUUCAAUAAAUUGUUUUUUAUUUUAUUUUUUUCGCAUAUGGGACUAUCGAUCAAAUAAUGUACAUUAUUAGUUAUUGUUGAUUUUAGUACGUACAAUGUACCGUGUGUAUCCCAAAUUCAGAUAUUUUUUAAUAGAUUUUUACGUCUUUCGCUGGAUCCAAUCAACUUAUGUGGAUGCCUUUGUGAUGUGUAUGAUUCUAAUACCUAUUUUUGACUUACUGAUUCGAUAUUUAUAUUAAAAACACUAUUUUUUAUCACCACUGCAUCUAUUCUAACAAUUACAAUGUACAAGGUGUUUCGAUGAAUAACUUAUCGUCUUCAGUGCGUUUAAUUUGACAUUUGUUAUUUAAUAAAUUAAAAUCGAACAAAGAAAUAUGAUUUUUUAGUGAUUUAUUGAUCGAAUCUAAUGAUUAAAUAACUUUUUUUUAAAUAUCGAUCUUAUAUUUUGUAUCUUACGUCUCUGUGAAGUAAUCAAAUAUUAAUAAACAGUCCGAUAGUAAAUUUUGCAAAUACAACCUUAAUUGAAAUAUCUUGUAAGUACAAUAAAUAGUUAACGAACAAACUGACAGUUCGAAGUUUGUAGUUUCUAUAUUUAGUUAUUGACCAAAAAAGUUCUACAAUACACAGAGUGUCCGUAUAAAAACAAAUACACAGCGGAGACGUAUAGGGGAUACCAAUAAUAAUUUUCUAACUUAGAUUACCCCUUAAGAAUGCCCUUAAUACCUCAUACAAUGUAUGAAAUUUGGAAUUUUUAAGUUAGAAACUUCGAAAUUUUUGCAUCCUCAGGGGUGCAACUUUGUAUAGGAUGAAUUUGCUUCUGAUUGUUGCUUAGACGUAUCUACUAUACACCCUGUAUAAGAGGCGUCAAUUUUUUUGGUUUAUUUAAUUAAAAAAUGAAAAACCGUUGCUGAUUGGAUAAUUUAACUGAAUUCUCUAUCGCAAUGAGCAUAAGGUUGUUAUUUUAAAAAUGACUAAGUUAGUGACUAAAAAAGAUUUUGUUUAAUUUUGUGUUUUUUAUUCGUAAUUUUGACGCGUGGCUCUGGUAUUAGUUACCAAUUACCUACUUUGCCAAAUAUUUCCUUAUUUUUGAUCUCGUUUUUUUUUGAAAUACACCGAGAACAACUCACUAGUGAUAAGUUUGAUUUUCAAUAUUAAAUAUGCCAAAAAUUGUAUUGGUGUCGGUGUAUUUCGAUGUUUUGCGACACAUACCAUGAAAUAUUAUUUUUUUUGUAUAUUAUUAAUAUGGGAUAUUUUUGUACUAAUAAAUUUCUAAAUACUUAUUUCA
Molecule: messenger RNA, 5024 nt
Organism: Diorhabda sublineata
Lineage: Eukaryota; Metazoa; Arthropoda; Insecta; Coleoptera; Chrysomelidae
Product: protein distal antenna-like
Exons: 1
Coding region: 370-1668 (432 amino acids)
Molecular function (GO): DNA binding
Source: RefSeq, a predicted model, not a curated record